Messenger RNA from Suillus paluster, 1218 nucleotides. RefSeq lists its product as uncharacterized. NCBI's taxonomy places the organism in Eukaryota, Fungi, Basidiomycota, Agaricomycetes, Boletales, Suillaceae. The transcript is spliced from 10 exons. The record is from RefSeq and is a predicted model, not a curated record. The coding region runs from base 214 to 1176 and encodes 320 amino acids.
ACUGUACCUCAGUUCUGGAAUCAGGGUAGCUUCAAGUUGUUAUUUUCCGCAGAGUGAAUUCACUCCCGGGCAUCAUGAUACGUCAUCCUUCUGCGUACUAUGUGUAAUAUUGCUCAAGGCUGCUAUUGUCUGAAGAGUUUUCUGCCGAGUGUGAAGCAUGUGGGAGAAAGUACUUAUCUAAGACUUCGCAAUCAACUGACAUGACCGUCACAUAUGUCCGGUUGUCGUCCCUACCUAGGAACGCCAUGGAGAAGAGACAUGUAUCUGAUGGUGACAUCCUUCUAUUCCUCUCGACUGACAGUCACUGGGUUGAUAUUGCAUAGCAUUGCUAUACUAUGCACUGUCUUCAGGCUCGUUUACAGAGGCUGGACGCGCCAAUUCUGGUGGGAAGAUUUAUGGGCGGUAUUUGCACUGAUAUCAGACGUUGUUUGCCUGGCGUGGAUCUGGCUCCAGGGAUCAAUGAGUUUCCCAACGUGGACCCGCACAGUGGCUCUCACCUCCGUCCUGUGGACUGCACGCAUGAGCAUUAUUUUCUCCAUUAUCCGAGUCACCAAUCACUCAGGCCGCAAGGUUCACCGACUAAUAACAUAUCUCAUAGCUGUAUCCUUCGCGUGCAUGUGGGCCGCGCUGCUUGUUCAGAAGAUCCACAUGUGUAUUUUCCAUUCCUGCCACAUGGGCAAGUUGGUGGCACUCUCACAACUGAUCACGGAUGUUAUCGCAGAUGUUUCUCUCAUUGCUGCACCGAUGCAGCUUUGGAAAAAUGUCGGGUUCUCACGUAGCAGAAGAAUAUUGGUCCUCUCCGCAUUCGGUGCAUCGUUACUAAUAACCGCCAUCACAAUCCCCCACUCUAUAAUCCUCUUCAUGCCCGGCACACAAACUACGCUCAUCUUGGCGCACGUAAAGGCCGCUCUCAGUCUCAUCAUCUGCAACAUCUUAGUGAUUGUUACCUUCAUGUACCGCGUGUGCUCGAAGGAAAUAUUCGAUCUCGAUCAGUCCCCUGGACUCUUCUCGAGCGUUGUCAUGACGCAGGACUUUAGCACAGACGCAAGGACAUCACUUUCUGUACCAGAGGGCACGACUUCGGGACAGAUGAUGGUGCAGACCGGGGUAAGAAAGUCGAAGAUGGGAGAUGUAAGAGUCUUUGAUACCGGAGAUGGCUGGAGCUUUGAAGGAUGAUGAAGAUAUUGUUCACCGGGAAGUUGCAGCACACGCAAUUCG